GUUUGUCGUGCAAUGGGCCCCUUUGUCUCGUUCUCUUUCUCUUUCUCUUUCUCUCUCUCUCUCUCUCUCUCGCCGUCUUUCUUCCUUCUCUCUUCCUUCUCUCCCUCCCUUUCUCGCUCUUCCUGACGGGCGCUGUAACUCUUUUCCACUUCCACUGACUCUCCUCGACGCCCCGCACUCUAUUUCACACUCCACUUCACACCGUCAUCUUUAUUCUGGCCCUCGACCGCACGCCCCAUCCCUUCCGCUCCUGUUCGACAUCAACCCUUCUCAUCUCCACCUCUUUUUCCUGGGAUGCAGCUCGAUUCCUUUCCCUCUGACCCAUCGCCAUCACCAUCAGCCCACCCAUCUGCCUCAACCGACUCUGACUCUGACUCGCUUCCCUCUGGCCUGACCUGUGAACUGUCCUCGACCUUCCAGUCGUCCUUCCUCGACACCUUCUUUUGCCAUCACACCUCGACCGCCAUCAACAAAAACACAUUUGCUAUCGCCAAGAGCGAGGCCAAAAAUGAAGAGACAGCCACGGCGAGUAUGGGUAGUAGUUGCAGUAGGGUCAAAAACACCGAUGCCGAGUCAACAGCGGCAGCAGCGGCGGCAGCAGCGGCAGCAGCAGCAGCCCCCCUCAGUUCUGCCCUCCUAAACCAUCCUGAACCCCUUGAUCUACCAAAAGAGCCGUUGCUGCAGCACCUCGUGCCCGUCCUCUCCUCACAUCUUCCAACGCCAGGCCCAGAACCAACCGCACAAGAGCGCUCUCUUAAUUCUUAUUCGUCAUUUGUCCGAGGCGCAGGCACGACUCUCCAACACGAUGAGCGAACGUCAGCAGAAAAGCAGCAGGCACCCCCCAAAGAACUGUCGGAGCCACAAACCCACAGGGACGAUGUGCUUGACAAGGUCGAGAGCCCGAAACUGGCUCACCAUCCACAUAUCAUAUACCCGCCAUGCAGCAACCCUACCGCAACGACCGAGGAUCUGGAUCGCACUAGCGUUAACCCACGUCAGAGUUUGCAGGACCAGCAGCACGAUGAACAAGGGCUUGAACACAAACGAGACGCAUCUCAACCACAUCUGCAGAACCAUAAACAUCAACAAAGCUGCUCACGCUACCUGUCCGACAACACAAACCCCAAUGUCUGUGUCAGCGUCAGCAGCACCAGCAACGCCUCUUUUUCCUCGAGCACAUUUGUGUUCUUUGCGCAGCCAAUCUUUCUUCCAAAUAACCACAACACCUUAACAAUGCGCACCCCCCUGUCCAAGGGCCUCGAUCUCUUCGGAGAAAAUCAAUCCUCAGCUCGAGGUCGUGGUCAGAGGAAUAACAAGAAGAAGGAUGGGCGGUACACAUCGGGCGGCUCUGAUAGUGAUGACGACGGGGAUUCCUUGGCCAUGGGUGCGAAGAAGAGGUCAACGAGUGUAAGUGGCUCCAGCUAUGCUGAUAUCAAGAGAAGAAGGAAAACCAGCGGCACACGAGCAACCUUGGCAGCAUCCCCGCGAUCGACUUCCUCUUCCCUGCCCUGUCUCGAUCGACAGCUGGGACAGCAAUCAUUGAGUGGCUGGUCACUGAAGCAGGACCGACGCCUGGACUUUAAUCCAUCCGAUAUCGUUCUCUCCUGGUCGAUUCCCAGCAAUCCAAGCAAUGUUCACUCCACCAAAUAUAGACGUCGUCGUCUAUGUCGCACACCUCAUUCUUGCCUCGUGGAUGAUGGUAGCAGUAGCAGCAUCUGCCAUCAACGCCAUGCGCCCGAAGACGCAUGUCAAUGCCGUAAGCGGAUAUUCGGGGCUGCCAUUGAGCUGUCCCGACCACUAAGCACAAGCGCCCGUGCAGUAGACCAUCAUCCAGGCUGGAUUGAGUCGAUCAAAAAGCGCAAAAUUCAUCAACACCCUACCAAAUGGACGUCUAGUCUCUCGCCGGCACCAUAUGUGAAGCUUUUGACGAUUAGGAGCUUUUGGGAUGUGAUGAGCGGCCGUGUAGAUGUCUCAUGGAUCUCUGAGCACGAUAUGUGCAAGAAGGCAUUUGAGAAGGCAGAAGGGGACAAGGACUCGAAUUUGACCUCGGAUGAUGUGUAUGAAACGACUGAGUGCCUGUCCGCUGAGGAGAGGAAGGAGACGUUUGGACCAUUCAACAAAUCAUCCGCGCACAUCAAAAUAGUACGACAAUAUUCAUGUCCAACGCAGUUUUUGAGGGGACUGUGGGAGGAAGAGCUGCGAAUUCAACGCGUACAACAAAUGAUACCCGACACGAUCCGGAGACCUGCCAGAAACAAGAUCUUCACCUCCAAGCCUAUUUUUACGGCGUCCGCAAAUGCAAAGCCGGCGCUCCCCAGCUUAUUCACGACGCCAUCAUUAUCAUCAUCACCUUCAAGUGCAGCAGCACCGGCAGGAGUGGCUAAAGCGACAGCGAAGGUAGCAUCAGUGAAUCAAUCGUCGCAAUCUGUCCCAAAUGAGCUGGAUUUGCUGUUGAAGAAGAAACAUCGCGCAACAGCAAUCGUUCGGUCUCAUGCCAUUACGGAGGGAUCAGACAUGUCCGAGUACAAACCCUGGAAGGAUGGUACCGUAACCCCUCACCAGGGAAGUCUUCAAUCGCUGAAAGAGUCGCGAAGUAAUAUUAUGGACCCGUGGCCCAUAGAGGAAGCAAAAUCCAAGGACGAAUGCACGCGAAUCCUCCAUCGGAUGCGAGAGCAACUGAACAUUGUCAUCAAUCUUCAGAUCCAUCUCCGUUCAAUGGUUAAGACUGCACCCACACAAUGGUCCUUCUUGCUAUCGAUCCGACAUCCAGCCCAAGUUUCGAUUGAGCUGCUGCUGGCGCUUUAUGGGCCGCAUUUUAUGCAGACCAGCAACUUUCGAGCCAUCGAGCAGCUUCUUUGGGGAGCCAAGGGACAUUCCCAAGCACAGGAUCUUCCCGACGCAUCGUCUUCGUCAUCAGCGCUCUUGCAAGCUUGACAGGAAAGGCACUUUUUUUUGUCUUUGUUUUUUUUUUUUUGUUCUUGUCAGCUUCAUCCUCAUCCCAUGCUCCCAUGGGGGUUUGGGGGCCUUUCUAGUUUUGAACGAGACAAUAAACGUUUUUUUUGUAUUUUUAUUCCCA
Gamsiella multidivaricata is the source of this 3076-nucleotide messenger RNA. RefSeq lists its product as uncharacterized. The record is from RefSeq and is a predicted model, not a curated record. The coding region runs from base 295 to 2934 and encodes 879 amino acids. Lineage: Eukaryota; Fungi; Mortierellomycota; Mortierellomycetes; Mortierellales; Mortierellaceae. The transcript is spliced from 3 exons.